Molecule: messenger RNA, 6790 nt
Organism: Chrysoperla carnea
Lineage: Eukaryota; Metazoa; Arthropoda; Insecta; Neuroptera; Chrysopidae
Product: PDZ and LIM domain protein Zasp-like
Exons: 19
Coding region: 223-6639 (2138 amino acids)
Biological process (GO): muscle structure development; actin cytoskeleton organization
Cellular component (GO): adherens junction; stress fiber; filamentous actin
Molecular function (GO): actin binding; muscle alpha-actinin binding
Source: RefSeq, a predicted model, not a curated record
AUAUUCAACAAUACGGUGAAGUGUUUAGUACGCAGCAACACAAACAUUAAUAAUAAAAUUCAUAAAAAUACGAUAAUUGUUGCAAAAUUUCCAAAAAUAUUCUCCGGCCAUUUAUUAUAGAAUUUAGUGUCUAAUAAAUUAAUAGUAAAACGAACUCGAACUAACGAAUUUUGAGAAGUGUAUACUUUUUUUGAGUGAUUUGAGUGAAUUUUGAAAGAGAUAAUGGCGCAAUUAAUAAGCGUUCGCUUACAAAGAACUGAUAAUACACCAUGGGGAUUUCGGUUACAAGGUGGUAAAGAUUUUGGAUCACCGCUUGUCAUUCAAAAGGUGAAUGGCAAUUCAAUCGCAGAACGUGCUGGUCUUCAAGCUGGCGAUGCUGUUCUUCGAGUAAAUAGCUCAGACGUGUUUAAUUUAAGACACAAAGAGGCACAAGAUACAAUUGUUCGUGCUGGUCCAAAUUUCGAAAUAACUGUACAAAGGGGGUCACAAACAUGGAAACCAACUGUAAUUCCAACAGGAACUAUUCCAACACCAUCACCACAUAUAAAUAAUAAUGUAACUGUUACAAAAACUUCAUUGGUAUCAAACACACCACCACAAAAACCAAUUGGUACCGGCCAUAAUGUACAACCAAAACCCUUCUUAAAUGGAAAUUCCGAUUUAAAAUUGGUCAACAAACAAUAUAAUUCACCAAUGGCAUUAUAUUCAGAGGAGAGUAUUGCUGAAACAUUAUCUGCACAAACUGAAGUGUUGCCAACUGGCGCACUUGGAGUAAAUUUCAAGAAGAAUGAACGUUCAUAUAAUGCUGAAAAGAGUGAAGUAUUGAAAAUGUUACAAGAAGCAGAAAAUGAUCCAAAGGAUGCAGAACCAGAAAACAAUGAACACCAAGGUGUUGUCACAUCACCUGCACCCGUAAAUGUAGCCGGUUUACGUCACGUGACAGCACCCAUAACAGCACCACCUAGUCAAACAUCAGCAAAUAAAUCAGGUUUACAACCAGGACAAAAUAUCUGUGCCGAUUGUGAGCGCCUUAUAGAAAUUCAUUUUUUAUAUAUGUUUUUUCUCGAAGCAAUAUCAUCCCGUUCAGAAUUUUAUUCACAUGCAAGUCAUGCAAUUGGAGGUCGUGCAACAUCACCUAGACCAUUAACUCCACUCGCACAAAAAAUGGGUGUAAAUCAAUCCACUACAUCUGCUUCUUCUACAGCAAAUAUUACAUCAUUAACACCACCGCCCUCACAUCGGCCAAGCUUACCAAUUACACAGGAUUCACCAAUUUGUACCGAUUGUGAAAGGGUCAUUGUAGGUGUAUUUGUACGCAUAAAGGAUAAGAAUUUACACGUAGAGUGUUUCAAAUGUUCAACCUGUGGUACAUCACUUAAAAAUGUUGGAUAUUACAAUAUUAAUAACAAAUUAUAUUGCGACAUUCAUGCAAAAUUAGCUGCACGUAGCAAUCAGCCUGGUCCAAACCUAGUUCCAGUCACCAUACCACCUGGUGGCAAAAUUCCAGCUGGAACUAUCUCAGCUGCAUUAGCCUCGCAUCCUUUACCAUCGGCUGGACCACUUUCACCGUCCUCGAACAGUAGUGGACCUCUUCCUCCUUACAGUAUUUUGAAUACUACUACAAAUAAUUUCGAUGAAAAUUUAUCAAAAAUUGAUGAUGUAGUUGACUAUAGUCACUCAAAACUGAAAUCAGAUACCCCAAAAUUAAAUGUUGAUCAUGUUAAAACAUUCGCAAAUAAUUUAAUUAUGAAAGAAACACCACAAUUUAAUAACAAUAAUGAUUUAAAUAAUAAAUUAAAUCGAAAAUUUGAUGAAGUCAAUAAUUCAGAUAAAAAAGUUUAUUUGACUGAAGCAAAAAUUAAUGUUAAUAAUGAUUUAAUUAUUGAGAAUGGUUUAAAUAAUCGUUUUGAGAAAGUAAUCGAUUUAAAUAAUGAAAUUAAAAAGAAGCCAUCAAGUAGCGUAUUGUCAGGACCCCGGCCAUUUUCAAGUAAUGCCGCGCCGUUAUCACCAUUAAGUCCUGUUAGUGCACCAACAAAUGCAGCACCUUUCUCCAAUCAUGCAGCCACAUUACCACGUGCUGCCACCCAAAAUUUACCCGCAUCUUUUAAUAAUUCCUUUAACUCAACGAUACGUCCAUUUUCCUCAGCACUAAUGCUUUUUAAUGCUCAACAACAAUAUUCAUCUGAAAUCAUUGAACAAACCAUUGUAGAAACAUCUGAAUCAACAAGCGUAGAACAAACCAUAGAUAGUAAUAAAAGUACUUGUUUAACCUGGCCCCCACCUAGGACUGACGAAGAAGUCCCCACAGCAACACCUUUAUAUGUACCCCCAUCUCCUUCAAAUCCUGUCCUUGUAAGGCCACCAAGAUCACUUAGUCAAACUAGAGAUCAAAUUUAUACAGCCGAAACUGGCGUAACUGAACAUCGUGAAUUUUCACAGAAAGAAGAAACUUCUCAAUUUACUGAACAAUCAGAACAAACGAAACAAGAAUAUCGAAAAGUAACAGCACCUGGUAUAAGAGUUACUUCCGAAGAUGAAUCAAUUGCAAAUGCAGCUAGUGGUCAACCAAAAAUGUCGAUUUGUUCGGCUGAAGUACAAGACAUUAAUACUGGUCGACGUAGUACCACUGAAUGUGCAGAAAAUAUUGUGGAAACUGUUGAUACGCAACGUCUAGUUGAAUCAAUUAAAGAACAGUAUGAUCGACCACCAUCGCCCCCUCCACCUGGAUUAUUAGAAGAAGAAAUUUGUAAACAAAAAGAAAAAAUAUUUGGUAAAACUGGGGAGGCAGAAUCAAAACCAUCGAUAAAUAAAGUCGAAGAAGUUACAAAUAUUGCAAAGAAAGUGGUGGAUGACGUUCAAAAACAACUUCAAAAUGUUGCCAAGCAAGUUGAUAUUGUACAGAAAAAAUUAGAAAAUGCCCAAGAAAAUAAAUUUGAACAAACGCAAGCUAUUGAAAAGAAUACUCAACAAUGCGUUCAACAAUCUAAUAUGCAACAAUCCAGUGUUCAAAAAUCUAGCGUACAACAAUCAUUUGAACAAGUUCAAAAUUUCCAACAGAUAUCACAAACAUCUCAAGUUUACCAGAAAUCUGCCGAAGUUAACAUUCAGUCAUCAAAUCUACAGGAAAUUCCACCACCAGCAAUUCCACAAAAUAUAUGUUCAAAUAAUCCACUAAAAGUAUGUUCACAAGUUUGUGAAAAUUCUAAUAAAACAAUAUGUACUGAAGUUGAAAACCUGCAACAAAGUUGUUUAAGGCAGCAACAAAGUUCAGAGAAAGUAGAAAUAUCUUCGAAUAUUUCUAACCCUGUUCCAAAAGCCUGGACUUCACCGUUAGUCACUGCUUUAACUACAGCGUCAUCUGCACCAUUUUCAACUCUAUCAACAUCAGAAUCGUACAUUUCUCAACAAAAUGAGCAAUCAACUGUUGAACUAACUUAUCCUCAUAGUGAUGGUAAAGUUGCCGCUCAAUCUUCAUCGUUGCUUACUUCUGGAUUGACAAUAGCACCAGAGCGUCCAUUUACUCCUGUUCCCCCUGUAUCGAAUGAACCGGUACCCUUACCAGAGAUGACAGAACCUUAUUUCCCACCAGAAAUAUCAAAAGAUCCAAUACCAAGGGCACCAGAAAAGUUUGAUCCAAAGACACCAAUGUUAGAUGCAUUAACAACGGCUCCACUAAGAAAAUAUACUCCAGUCACUAAGGAAGUUAUUGCACAACAAGAUGAUUUAAUGAAAGAUUUGCCUCCAGGGCCAUAUCCUCAGAUAGAUUUAUUAGGUGCAUUAACAACAGCACCUGAACGUCCAUUUACUCCAAUUUGGGGUAUGACUAGUGUAAAUGUUUCAAGUGAACCUACCGCACCGCCUGCGCAAGGGAAAGGGCCCACAGCUCAAACAGCUGCUCCUCCAAAACCAAAAAAACAGCAUACAGAUUUUAAACCAGCUGUGCCUAAGAUUGUUGCUGAAUCAAUUAAACCUCCUACUUAUAAACCGCCAGAAGUACCAGUUGUUAAAAGCUUCCCCCCAGUUUCAAAUGAAUUAAAAUGUACCUUCAAACCUAGUACCGAAUUUGGAGCUUCGAAAAUAAUUCAGUCAUCGACUCAACAAGGUAAAGAUUUUGUUUCUAAAGAAUUUCAUUCUGAAGAAAGGGAAUUUUAUAAAAGUUCAAGCGUAAAUGUUGUUAGUGCGACAGAGGCCCAAAUAAAUACAACUGCAUCUUGUACAAAACCGCAAACUCGGCCAGUAUCUGGUUUACAUGAAGCAACCCAGAUUCCAGCUUACCAACAAAAUUUGCAAAAUAUCUCGUGCCAAAAGUCAAAAGAAUCAACAACUCAGAGAAAAGUAAUGUCUGCAGAGCAUUCAGAAGAUAUAAAAGUGGGGACAUUAAAAACACAAUCCCAACAAUACUCACUCCAUAAGCCCGAUUCAAUUCCGUCAUAUCAAAGAGGUAUAAGCCCGGUUGGUGUUCGCAAAGCUGAGCCACCACAUUUUGAUAUUCUUAAAGAUGGUAAAGAGCAUGAUAAAGUAGUUGCUAAGGAGUAUUGUCACGAAAUAUCACAAAAAACUGUUGAGCCUCUCAACCAAGAAGUGCAAGAACUUAGACGAUCGGAGGCUGUUGCUCAAAAAACUUGGAAACCAAUUCAAGCAAUACAGUCAGUCCCACCACAGCCAAUAUCGCAACAAUUACCAUCCGUAUCCAUUACACAAGCUACUACACAAAAAGUUCCAAUUCAAACAAUUCAACCUGGUGAAAUACCACCAAAUAUUCCAACGAUGUCUUUUCAACCAGUAGUAGAUACUUCUUUACGUCCGGCAACUCCAAGCUCUGCACGACCAGCUCGAGCUGUAACUCCUAGUCUAAUUAACAAACCAGCUCCUAUUAUUCCGUAUUAUCAAAUGAGCCUAAUUCCAACCGAACAUUUGGCACCAGAAACUAAUUUAUAUGAUCCAAAAAGUCCUGAUAUUUCAAGAGCGCCCACACCACGGUUAGAUCGUGCCAAAUCUCCAAGUGGUCGGGCACAAUCCCCAUUUCCAAGAGCCCGUACUCCUGUACCUGCAGGACCACCUCCAAGUCCAUUAAGAGCUCAUGCUCCACGCGUUAAGCCUGAACCGGACCCAUCAGUGAAAAAAGAAGUGAGCUAUGUUGUUACUCAAGCUGCUAAUUACUUAGAAGAUCAAGCACAAAAGAAACAAGUUCAAUUUCAACAGAGUCCGCCACGUGGUAGCUUAACAACCAAUGAAUUUUCUGAAAACAUUAAAGCUCAAACAGCAAAUCUAAGAGCACAGGCAACUACUCAACAAAAAUCUGUUGAAACUUUAUCGGGUGGAUUAGUUCAAGUACAGCGAAAAAAAACCGUUACUGAAGAAUUCGAGCGAACUCGAAAACAAGUAGAUAUUGAACGUGCUACUAGCUCCUCAAGAACUACAAUCAAUCAAACAACUUCUGAAAAUGCUCCUUUUGUAAGACAGUUAUCUGUAGAAUCUGCCCAUGGAACUAAAACUUAUGAAACAUCGUCGGGUAAACCUGUACAAAUUCCAUCACCAGCUUUCAAGCCACCAGCUCCUCAAGAAAACUUGAAGAGACCCAAACCAAUUGGGGGAGUACCUACACCAUUUUCUGGAUCAUCUGCUUUUAAUCCAGUUCAAACAAAACCUUCUGGACUCCCCACUCCAAAACCAAUUGCUCCUGUGCCAACUUCUGUACCACCUGGUUUUAAACCACUUGCUGCAAGUGGUACAUCAUUUCCAAAACCUGAGAGUAAUGUACCAAAACCAUUUUCUGGAUCAAGUGCUUUUAAAACAUUUGCACCAAAACCAUCCGAAUGUUGUGGGGGCCCUCCUUGUCAAUCUACUGGUCUUAGUGCAUGUGCAGCUUUAAUCAAACCAUCAGCUAGUAUUGCAUUAGCCCCUGUUGUUGCUCCUACAACCUCAUCUAUACCAUCAACCAUUGACCCCCUCCCAAAUGCAGGUGCUGUCGGUGCAAACGCUGGACCAAAAUUUGGAGGAGGCGCAGUCAAUAGCAAGGGGAAACAAGCUGGGGCCGUGGGAGUUGCACCCCGUAGAGGUCGUGGUAUUUUAAACAAAGCAGCGGGUUUCGGUGCUAGGGCACCUCCUCUAUGUGGCCACUGUAAUGCAUAUGUCAGAGGUCCAUUCAUUACUGCACUUGGAAAAAUUUGGUGCCCCGAACAUUUCAUUUGUGCAACACCAUCUUGUCGUCGCCCAUUACAAGAUCUUGGAUUUGUUGAGGAACGUGGUCAAUUGUAUUGUGAAUAUUGUUUCGAACAAUAUCUGGCUCCAACUUGUGAUCAAUGUCAUAGCAAAGUAAAAGGGGAUUGUCUAAAAGCCAUUGGAAAACAUUUCCAUCCAGACUGUUUUAAAUGUGGUUAUUGUGGUAAAAUGUUCGGUAAUAAUCCAUUCUUUUUAGAAGAUGGUUUGCCAUAUUGUGAAGCUGAUUGGAAUGAAUUAUUUACUACAAAAUGUUUCGCUUGUGGUUUCCCAGUCGAAGCUGGCGAUCGUUGGGUUGAAGCCUUAAAUAACAACUAUCAUAGUCAAUGCUUCAAUUGCACUAUGUGUAAAAAGAAUUUAGAAGGACAAAGUUUCUACGCAAAAGGAGGCCGUCCAUUCUGUAAAAAUCAUGCACGUUAAAAAAGUCCUAUAAAAUUAAAGUUUAAUAAAAAUUAAAAACACAAUAAAUUAAAGCUCAAAAUAUCUUGCCAAGCUUAUUUUAAGGAUUUUAAAUGAAAACACUUGUAAAAUAAAACCUUACAUAUUAUUUACAUAUACUUUUAUUUUCAUG